AUGGCGGGCAAGAAGGCUCAGGACAACAGCAAGAAGGCUGCCGGCAACGCGCGGAAGGCGGAGAGCGCGGCCAAGAAGAACGCUGUCGCUGACGCCCAGCGGGAGCAAGCCGAGGACGAUAAGUGGCAGAAGGGGUCCAAGGAUACCUCGAAAAAGGAGGCAGAAGCCGCCAAGAAGGCCGAGGCCGCAAAGAAGAAAGCUGAAAAGGACGCUUUGGCUAAGGAAGAGGAGGCUAGCCUGAAUGCUCGCGCUGAGCCCAAGAAAUCUAAGACGGCAGUCAAAAAAUCUCGGGGGCUGGACCUAUCUCAGCUGGAUGACGAUGGCAAACUCGGUGCCCUUAGCGCCUCCGGUAUAGACAACGCCCUGGAUGCCCUUUCUUUGACGGCCGGCGGAGACGAUUCCAAGGUUGACCAGCACCCGGAGAGGCGAUUCGCUGCCGCGUACCACCGAUACGAAGAGCGGAGGCUUGACGAGAUGAAGGCGGAUGGGAGCGGCACGGGUCUCAGACUGGAGCAGCGCAAGCAGAGAAUCAGAAAGGAGUUUGACAAGAGCCCCGAGAACCCUUUCAACCAGGUCAAUGCCUCGUACAAUGCCUCGAGGGACGACAUCAAGCAGAUCAAGGCCCAGGAGUCGAGCAAGAUUGAGAAGAGACUGGGGCACUAG
Trichoderma gamsii is the source of this 663-nucleotide messenger RNA. RefSeq lists its product as hypothetical. The coding region runs from base 1 to 663 and encodes 220 amino acids. The transcript has 2 exons. Gene Ontology annotation, molecular function: transcription coactivator activity. Gene Ontology annotation, biological process: transcription by RNA polymerase II. Lineage: Eukaryota; Fungi; Ascomycota; Sordariomycetes; Hypocreales; Hypocreaceae. Gene Ontology annotation, cellular component: nucleus. The record is from RefSeq and is a predicted model, not a curated record.